AUGGCAGAGAGAUCAACUAACACUGAUCCACCAGGACUGGACACUGUUAAAGAAUUUAAAGUGCAACCUGUACUGGAUGGCAAAACAGCACCUGGUUUUCUGAAAAUCAAAGGCAAAACAGUCACGUGUGAAGACCCAAACAAAAUGGCUGCUCAGGGAACCCAGCAUCCUCACGUUCUGUGUAAAGAGAGACUCAACACACACCAGCACUACUGGGAGGUGGCGGAAACAAAGAAGCAGGCCCUGCAGAAGUUGCAGUCCUGGUAUGUGGGAGUGUGUACAUCCACUACAGCAGAGAGUAAAGUCAAACUUGAUCUAACUCCAGAAAAUGGCUACUGGAUCCUUCAAUAUAAGAAAGGAACAGGAUUCUCCACCAAUGCUGAAUCAACUGCUUUAACAGUAACAACAGAUGUCAAAAUACUAGGAGUGUAUUUAGACUGCUCAACGUUCAACCUCACUGUACCUCAACAAACAAUAUCUGAAUUGGACUCCUCUGUAAUUCUGCCAUGCCAGCUGUAUCCCCACCUUAACGCAGAAUCCUACCGCAUCCAAUGGCACAGAGUUGAUGAAGACGAAACUACAGUACUGCUAUACGAGGGUCAGGAGGUCAAAGAAGCAAACGCUGCCCCUCAGUACAGGGGCAGAGCAUCUCUGGUAGGGGACCUGACGAAGGGGGAUGUGUCCUUGAAACUGGAGAACCUCACGCUAGCAGAUAGAGGAGUGUAUGUGUGUUUCGUCAAGAGCGAGACCUGGUAUGAGAGAGCUAGGGGAACACUGGACAUGACAGUUGUAGGUUCGAUCCCUGUGAUGUCAUAUAUGGAAGCUAGUGACAAACAAAUGAAUGUAACCUGUGAGUCUGAUGGUUGGUCUACUCGUCCGACACUCACCUGGAGAGACAAACUGGGAGUUGACAUAAAAGACAGCCAUGCCCCCGAAUACAUAAUUGAUGCUGCAGGUCUGGUAAUAGUGAGGUCGUGGAUAAUGGUCUCAGCCUCUACAUCAGAGUGGAUCUCCUGCUCUGUGUACCUGUCUGAUCAGGAGAUGAGAGAGAGCAGAAUGCUACCCAAGAUCCCCAGAAUAGACACAGUUACCCCAGACACAUCUGGUCCGUGGAAAGCUGCCUUCAUCACAGUGCUCAUUCUGGCACUGCUGUGUCUGGGCCUGCUGUUUCUGGCAUACAAGAAAGGGCGUAUUUCAAUUUCCAAGAAAGAUAUUGGAGUCAGGCCUGAAUGCACCGGAACAGAAGGUGAUGGGAAGGACACUAACAGAGAAGAGACAGUCCCACUCAAAGUAGCUCGACGUGUUCCUUUUAAACCAAAACCACAAAUGGCAGAGAGAUCAACUAACACUGAUCCACCUGAAACGUCAGAGAAGUCAACAACAACCGAGGCACAAAUAAUAAGAAUACCAGGACUGGACACUGUUAAAGGAUAUAAAGUGGAACCAACACUGGAUGACAAAACAGCUCCUGGUUUCCUGAAGGUCAAAGGCAAAUCAGUCACGUGUAAAGACCCAGACAAAAUGGCUGCUCAGGGAACCCAGCAUCCUCAUGUUCUGUGUAAAGAGAGACUCAACUCACACCAGCACUACUGGGAGGUGAUGGACAAUAAAAUUGCUAUGAAUAUGCAGGCCCUGCAAAAGUGGCAGUCCUGGUAUGUGGGAGUGUGCACAACCAAGGCAGCAGCAAGCAAGGUCAAACUUCCUCUGACUCCAGAAAAUGGCUACUGGGUUCUUCAGUAUCAGAAAGGAACUGGAUUCUCCACCAAUGCUGAAUCAACUGCUUUAUCAGUAACAACAGAUUUCAAAGUACUGGGAGUGUAUUUAGACUGUGACAAACACACAUUAUCAUUUUAUAGUGCUAGUGAUAAAAGCCACAUUUGUACUCUCUUUAACAUUCCUCCACUGAAGACAUUCAUUCCAGUAGUCUGCCCUGGUGUGAAAGACGGAGAUAGUAUGUACAUUGGCAUCACAUAACCAUGCCAUGGACCAUCAGUAUGAGAGUAUGUAGCCUACUGUAUAAAUUAUAUAGGCCUAUAUAUAUUGGAGUUUAUUUCCAUAAUGUAUGCUGCCCAUUCACAAAUGUUAUCUUUUUCAUAUUUACGACCAUCAAGUAUUCAUUAUGACUGAGAAAAUUGUAGGUCUACUCUUCAUACAUGAAAGGAUGGA
Molecule: messenger RNA, 2166 nt
Organism: Engraulis encrasicolus (European anchovy)
Lineage: Eukaryota; Metazoa; Chordata; Actinopteri; Clupeiformes; Engraulidae
Product: butyrophilin subfamily 3 member A3-like
Exons: 15
Coding region: 1-1974 (657 amino acids)
Biological process (GO): regulation of cytokine production; T cell receptor signaling pathway
Cellular component (GO): external side of plasma membrane
Molecular function (GO): signaling receptor binding
Source: RefSeq, a predicted model, not a curated record